CUCUGACUGACAACAUGGAAGCGAACAAUCUGUGUCGAUUAUUUCGUUAUUUUAUCGUAAUUCUGACGAUCGCGAGUAUUUGUGAGACCCGAAAACAUAAGUUGAAACUAAAGGAUGAUGCAAGAAAUCUUGUUGACGUCAGCACGUUUGGUUUCUUCAAGCAUGGCCAGCUCUCCAUCAACAUAUCAACGCUAGUCAUUCCGAACGCUAAGCUUGAGCAGAAAAGCGUUGGAUUCACUCUUGAUAAGUCAAUCAGCGAUGGGAGUGCCUCGUACCUGGAGGACCAUGCAGAUCCACGCUGCAUCUUAGAGAACAACAGUGGAGUCGCCGAGAACGAUUCUGUUGCUGUAGUCUUCUUCACAUUUAACUUCACAAAUCUCACAUUGAACAUCAACCGAAGAGGACACAGCACCCGUCAUCUCCACAUCUUCCCAAUGACUAAGGAGCUUCCAGAUUGCCUCCUUCAGUCUGUAAUGAGAGAGAAGGGUGGAACAGUGGAGAAGAGCAGGCGAGAUGUUCAGGCUGGAGAUGACUCUGCCUUACCAGCAUUCAAGACUCCUCAGCAAACGAAUACCACAGAUUCCAACGUACCAUCUAAGGUAGACCCCACCAAGGCAUCUCUUGUGACAGCUGAUCCUUCGCUGACUGAGAUCCCCAAAUCGGUAGAGUGCCCCUUGCUCAACCAUGUCCCAGUUUACCGGAGCAAGACCUACUACUACACCAGUUUCCGUGUGUAUGCUCUACACGACUCUGAAGAAGGACUUUACAAUCUGUUUUUCCAUCACUGCAAAAACUCUCCAAUAAAUCUAACUGUUGAAAUUGUAGAGGAGAAUAAUGGACCCAAUUAUUUGUCGGCAGGAGACAUCCCCCUCCCUACCCUCUUCCUAUCAAUGUCCUUUGUCUACUUCAUCUCAGCUUGUUACUGGUUUAUCUACCUCCGUCAGCAUAAAGAAGACGUCUUUAAGAUUCACUAUCUCAUGUUCCUACUGGUUGUUCUCAAGACAUUGUCUCUCAUGUUCCAUGCGAUGGAUUAUCACUUCAUUGCAGUUGAUGGUUCCCCAAUGGAGGCAUUUGCCAUACUCUUCUAUAUCACCUACUUGACUAAAGGAGCAUUGUUGUUUCUGAACAUCGCCUUGAUCGGCUCGGGCUGGGCCUUCGUUAAGCCGAUACUCUCGGAGAAAGACAAAAAACUCUUCAUCACUGUCAUCCCACUGCAGAUAUUAGCCAACGUUGCUUACAUCAUCACAGACACGUCCGAAGAGGGUGAGUCUCAAUACUCUACAUGGAAGGCAGUCUUCGUCUUAGUAGACAUCUUAUGCUGUGGCGCCAUCUUGUAUCCAGUCAUCUGGUCCAUUCGACAUCUUCAAGAGGCUGCCACUACAGACGGCAAAGCUGCCAUAAGUCUAUCCAAGUUAAAACUCUUCCGACAUUUUUACACUUUGGUUGUGUGCUACAUAUAUUUCACUCGCAUCAUCGUCUAUCUCUUGAAGGUUACAGUUCCGUUUCGCUACAUGUGGCUGGAUGAAUUCUUCUUUGAGCUUGCUACCUACAUCUUCUUCUUCAUCACAGCUUAUAAGUUCCGCCCGGGGUCUGACAAUCCUUAUUUACGGCUUCCUAGUGAUGAUGAAGAUGAUAUGGAAAUGGAUGAAGUGUUAACGGAGACAGGUUUUACUGAAACUCUGACCAAGUUGCACAAUUCCAACAAGUCGACCACCAACGCAGUACAAAGAGAGUCAAGUCAAUCCACAUCAGCAUGAGAACCAACGCAAUGACCUAGCUUCAACCACGAACAAGUAAAGACUUUGCCUGGAAUUUCGGCUUUAAUAAACCCAAAGAUGCUCCAACUUUCCAGUCGACCCAAAACAGCUCUAGUUGUUUGCAAAAUUGUAUCUGUACACAAAUUGUGAAGUCUUGUUUGUAGCGGACAUUUGUAAUAUGCUCAGUGAUCCCUCUAUUGGCAAAAAACAACAUCCAACAUCCAACAUCCAGUCCCGACAGAGGGGUCAUAUGCAAAUUAGACCCGGGUCAAUGCAUUUCAUUGGUAGAGAUGACAGCUAUAAGUGCUAUGUCAAGGCACAAGGCACCCUGCUAGCUGGUGUUUUAGCACCAUGGCUCAUAUGGUUUCUAACCAAACAAGUUUCACCGAUCAAAAUAACUUCAGUGAGUAACGUGAAAAUGAAACUCUAACCCCGAAACUGAAUCACCUCAAAACAAAAUAUACACCCAUUCUGAAAUAGUUUGUAAUUGAAGAACUAGUUUCUUUACAAAAUUGAAAUAUUAAGACAAAUUUCAUAGAAACUUCAUGGAAGAUUGACCAACUUGAAACCGAGCCAUGUCUCUGUGGCAGUUUGGUUGGGCUUAUCUGCUCAUCGUAACACAACCAAUUUUAUGACAAUGUGGGGUGACCAAUGACUCAAGCCCAAAUGAUUGUCUGUUUGUUUUCCUCCCUGGUAUGGUAGUAUAAAACAGCGCCCUCAUAUGUUAUGGAUACUGCCUAGAAGUGUCAAGAACUCCAGGUUGAUUUAGGUUCAGAGUGAAAAAUGGAGCGGAGUUUGUAAUACAAGUGUGCUAAUAAGAUUAAUAAUAAGAAUAAUAUAAGAAUAAUACAAGAAUAAUAAAUACAAAGUUCUAGUAUAGCACUUUUCACACUCAAAGGACAUAACAAAGUGUUCAUUACUUUGUCUAAAGGCAUGCAGAACUAUUUUUAUGUUUGGAAUUAUCCAUUGUACAUGUAAGAACAAGAUUACUGGGACCAGACAUAUUACCUCUUCAUAUCAGGAACAUUGUUAUAAGACGACAGAAAGACAGAGAAACACAAAGCAGAAAUGAGAUUCAUGACUUCAGAAUGUACUCUUUGGGUGCGUUCGUUUAGCUCCCCUGGGUCG
Asterias rubens (European starfish) is the source of this 2885-nucleotide messenger RNA. Its product is annotated as protein GPR107-like. Gene Ontology annotation, biological process: transport. NCBI's taxonomy places the organism in Eukaryota, Metazoa, Echinodermata, Asteroidea, Forcipulatida, Asteriidae. The record is from RefSeq and is a predicted model, not a curated record. Gene Ontology annotation, cellular component: Golgi apparatus; membrane. The transcript has 14 exons. The coding region runs from base 15 to 1757 and encodes 580 amino acids.